This is a messenger RNA of Botrytis porri, 519 nucleotides long. RefSeq lists its product as uncharacterized. Gene Ontology annotation, biological process: transmembrane transport. The record is from RefSeq and is a predicted model, not a curated record. The transcript is spliced from 3 exons. Gene Ontology annotation, molecular function: transmembrane transporter activity. The coding region runs from base 1 to 519 and encodes 172 amino acids. Lineage: Eukaryota; Fungi; Ascomycota; Leotiomycetes; Helotiales; Sclerotiniaceae.
AUGGUAACUGUGACACUCACUCGACCUAUUCGCAUGCUUUUCUUCGAGCUCAUCGCCCUGGCCGCUUGCACCUACCUCGCCCUCGCUUAUGGGAUAUUUUAUUUGUACUUUGAAGCUUAUCCGAUUAUAUUCAAAGGUAUCUAUGGUCAAUCGUCUGGCGUGUCUGGGCUUAUGUUCCUCCCCAUUGGUGGUGGUGCAACUCUAAACAUCAUCGUAUCUCUCUUAUGGGAUACAUUUUUGCGCAAGCAUCUAACAAAAUUUGGGCGGAAAAAGAAGAAUGCUUAUGAGGUCUUCGCCGCGAGCGCCAUGGCUGCAUCGAGCUGCUGUAGAAGCUUAGCUGGGGCGGUGUCGCCGUUUGUAACGAAACCCAUGUAUACAAAACUGGGUGUGCCAUGGGCAAUAUUCCGAUAUUAUUUACGUGGAAGGGUGGUCGUAUCAGGGUUGGGAGUGUAUUUUGUCAGGAGCUUAAAGAACGAUAAAUUAAAGAAUUGGAAGACUUGCAAAGAGAAAAAUUGGUGA